Messenger RNA from Eimeria maxima, 591 nucleotides. RefSeq lists its product as hypothetical. The transcript is spliced from 7 exons. Gene Ontology annotation, biological process: phospholipid translocation. The record is from RefSeq and is a predicted model, not a curated record. Gene Ontology annotation, cellular component: plasma membrane. Gene Ontology annotation, molecular function: ATPase-coupled intramembrane lipid carrier activity. Bases 1 to 591 code for a protein of 196 amino acids. NCBI's taxonomy places the organism in Eukaryota, Apicomplexa, Conoidasida, Eucoccidiorida, Eimeriidae.
AUGUUAUUAUAUGAUAUGUUUAAGGAAGCACGUAUACUAAAAAGAGCAGAUGAACAUAUUUGUCUUGUUGUUACUGGUCCUAAUCUUACUGCUUUCUUAAAUCAUCCUGAUCUACAGACUUGUUUCCUUAACAUGGCUUGCUGCUGCGACGUUGUUGUUGCUGCAAGGGUAACUGCAACACAGAAAGCAGACAUGGUUCGAUUGGUAAAGAAGCGUCUUACCCCACAGCCUAUUACUUUGGCUAUAGGGGAUGGAGGUAAUGAUGCUCCUAUGCUACAAGAGGCAAGCGUAGGGGUAGCAGUAAGAACAGAAAGAGGGACAUCUAUAGCAGGAUUUGCUGACUUCGCUAUAUCUGAAUUCAGUCUUCUUAUUUCAACCGAGUGCCUUCUGGUCAGCAGUAGAGGCUGCCUGGAUGGAUUCAAGUGCGUUACCUGGUGGGCCUACUAUGAGCUUUUAUUGCUUUGGGGCUAUUCUCCUCUUUGGUCUUAUUAUACAAAGCAAUUUACGCCUGUUGUUGGAGACCCAUCUAUGGACACCGACAUUUAUUUUUACGACCGUCUUCCUCAGCACUCUUCUUUAUAUUCCUGGUGA